ACCCGUCAGGAAGAAGAAAAACAAAACAAACCCGAGAGAUCUGAAGCAGCACGGCGUGGACUCCAUUGAAAAGGAAACCUUGUUCUCGCCAUCAGGAGAACACACACGAGGUUCGACAAGCAACAACACGUAUGCGAGGGCGUCCUAAAAACCUGAAGCGUACACAGAACCACACUUGACCACAACAGACCAGACCACACCAGGUUGAGCCCAGUCACUGACCCCUCCCCCCCUCUCCCCUUCCUCCCUCGGCCUUGAAGGCUGAAUCCACCAGCACGCUGCGAUCAUCUCAUUUGGCAUUCGGUUAUUGCGCUCGUCGGAAAAUCUUACACCACUGGGACCGGACAGGGGGCCCAGAGGUUCCCCCCGCUGGAGCUCUAAGCUGUGUCUGGCAAUGCCUCAGCCCAGCGUCAGUGGGAUGGAGCCUCCCUUUGGGGACGCGUUUCAGAACUACUCGUUUGCUGACCAGGCCCUGACCAGCACGGAGCUUCUCGCCACCAGCUCUGACCCAGAUUUCAUGUACGAACUGGACAGAGACAUGACCCACCGGCAGAGCCCCUGUGGGGACAGCGUGGUCGGUGUCGCGGACGGAGGGAAGGAGGUGGAAGGCUGCGUGGAUCAGCUCAUGAGUCUGGGCGAGAGCGAGAGAGAAGUCAGCAGCAACUCAGCGUUUGAACAGUGGGACUCCUAUUGGGAGGACCUCACCAGAUAUACACGGCUGGCCAGCUGUGACAUCUGGGGAACCAAAGAAGUGGACUUCCUUGGAUUGGAUGACUUCUCCAGCCCCUACCAGGAUGAGGAGGUGAUCGGUCGAACCCCAACGCUCGCCCAGCUCAACAGCGAGGAUUCGCAGUCUGUGUGUGAGGCGCUGUACCCUCCCGCUGACCUCAUCAUGCCGGGCACCCAGUCUCAGCAGUCCCAGUUCCCCUGCCACAGUAAGAGACCCCUGGUCCCCAGCCAAGGAUCAGGCCCUGGCUCUGCACGGCCCUCUCCGAACACCCCGUCCUCUUCCCGUCCUUCCCGCAGCCUUCUUCCAGACUUCCCUGAGAGUCCCCAGAAGGCCACAAGACCCGUCCCCUCCAGCACAGAGACUAUGGCCAAGACCCAGACCUUCCUCAGCCCCAUCCAGGAUCAUGGCCUAGCUCAUGCCAAGGCCCAGGGAAGAGGAACCAAGAUGUGUGCUCCGACUUCUCCUGGCUCUGACUUUGUGCGGAAGGCUAAAGUCCGUGUCAGCACGGUGCCGAAACCUCAGCCUGACAAGCCCGCCCAGACGGACUUUGAGAGGUCAGAUCCGCCUCUUGCCGUCCCUCAGCCCCAUGACGAGAAGGCCUCCACUUCAGCAAGCGCCUCCAUGGGCGGACUCCCUGCCGCAGCCGGCGGCUCUGGCAGCCUGACGAGCUUUGAGAGGCGGGCUGAGGGGGCCGUGAAGAGAGAGAUGCCUGCAGGCUGGUCUGCCUCCGUGCCUGAGCUGAUGGAGACGAACGAGGCGGUGGACAGCGGCACCUCUGGACUCGUCAGCGCCAGCGAGAGUGUGGCCGGAGCUAGCGGUGGCGUUUCGGUGGGCGAAGGCUCAGAGAAGAGCAAGGAGGAGGAACACAACUACUCUCUGUUCCUGACCCGCAGCAGACUGGCCAGCAGAGCACACUCCCAGCUAGAGGAAGACGAGGAGGAGGAGGAUGAGGAAGAAGAAGCAGAGGAAGAAGAGGAGGAGGAAGGGGAUGGACUGGAGCUGGAUGAUGAAGACCAUGAUGAGGGUUUUGGCAGUGAGCAUGAGCUCUCUGAGAAUGACGAGGAGGAAGAGGACGAAGAGGAGGAUGAGGACUAUGAAGCAGACAAGGAUGAUGACAUGAGUGACGCCUUCUCUGAACCAGGCUGCGACAUGGAGCUCAUGGACGACAUUAAAGGUCUGACAGCUGGAGUUUCCAGCCGGAAGAGAGGCAAGCGUCGCUACUUCUGGGAGUACAGCGAGCAGCUCACCCCCUCCAAACAGGAGCGCAUGCUCAAACCGUCUGAGUGGGACAGACACACGCUGCCUAGCAACCUGUACCAGAAGAACGGGCCUCUCCAUGGAAAGUACCUCCUGAAGAAGUCUCGCCGCACGGACGUCGAAGACCUGACUCCUAAUCCGCGCAAGCUGCUGCAGAUCGGCACCGAGCUUCGCAAACUGAAUAAGGUGAUCAGCGACUUGACCCCCGUCAGUGAGCUGCCUCUGACCGCUCGACCCCGGUCUCGCAAGGAGAAGAACAAACUGGCAUCAAGAGCCUGUCGUUUAAAGAAGAAGGCUCAGUAUGAAGCAAACAAGGUGAAGCUCUGGGGACUCAGCACAGAAUACGAUCGACUUCUGUUUGUGAUCAACGCCAUCAAGGAGGAAAUCGUGGCCCGAGUGGAGGACACCUCUCCUCGCCCGACCAACAUGAACGACACUCUGGAGCAUCUCAUCCAGGAGACACUUGUGGCAUCACCUGUUGCCGGGCAGACUUCGGACUUCGUCAACAAGAUCUUGGAGAACACAGGACGCGGUGAUCCCACCGGCGGACUGGUUGGCCUGCGAGUCCCCACCUCCAAAAUCUAGACAAAGGGCGGUCCACUGAGAGGAGUGGACUAAAUAUUAUCACCGUGCUGUCCCGUUGUAACUAUGCUCCCCUCUGCAUGCCCCUCCAACCCAGAGUACAUACACAUUGUUAGCCACACAAACACACAUACCACCCCCUGUGUGUAUCUAUGUGUGCUUGUUAUAGCCAUGCACCUGUAUGGCAGACACCCUAGCUUCCUGUCUCUGCACACCGCGUGCAGAGUCAGUGCGUCACCUUCUACCAACCCAUCGCGAGCGUCUGUUGGGUAAAGCGCCUUUUUAAAUACAAAAGGAUGGUUAGGUGUGUAGCUAACGGCACGCUCCAGGUCCACUGGGGAUUAUUAGAUGUGUUUAGCAAAGCAUUGUGUACGGUCGGUUCUGCUUCCAGGGCUGAGACGAAAAACAGUCACACGAGUGUAACCACUGGAAAACUUUCACGCAACGUGUUUGAGGAUGACAGAGGAAGAACUGUUGAGCGACAGACACCAUUAAAUGUAGAGGAAGUUCCAGUUAUCAUUUCCUAGAAGAGGUUCACCUCACAUGGCUAUAGAACAUAGCAUCAGGAUGUCAGAUCGACACACUUAGAUAAGGACUUUGACUAAAAAAAAAAAAGAAUCUUUGGUUGCACAGACUGCUGCAGGGAGAGAAAAGACGCAGCACGCUCUGAGGCGCCAUGGGGUGGCAGGAUAUAUUUUGUAUUGAAGGCCUAAAUAUGUUCAUGCCAUCCCCUGUUUUUUGGAGUGGCAAAUUCAAGCUCAAAACACAAAGAGCUGAAAGCUGAAAAAAACACAGACUUUCACAAUAAAAUGCCACAAUCCUGCCGGGUUGAAGGUCGGAGCAUGCAGUAUGAGGCUUAAUGCUUUUAUUUUGAAAAACGUUCUCUAAAUCAACAGCAGGUAGUUGUGCAUGUGGUUUGGUGCUUUUUUGGCCUUGUGCUGGUUUUAACUGGACUGGGUGAAACGGGCAGUUUGCCAGUGUAGGAGCAGAUAGUGAGGAAGAUGAUUGUUGAUGAAGAUGACAUAAACAGUGAUCCAUCUCCUCGAGGAAACUGUAAAUACGAAGUGUCUGCGAGUGGAAAAAAAAUGGCACUGGCUUUCCUUUUUGUACAGCAGAGAUGACCAGGCGAACAGUUUGGUAUGUUCAUACUAUAGUGUUUGAUCAGAGUUCUAUUCAUUGUGCCUUGUGUAUGUAUGUGUGUGUGUUUCUGUAAGCCUGACGGUGCGCGAGUGACUGUGUGUGUGUGUGCGAGUGUGUGUUAGAGGUGACUUAACGAGAGGAGGUGAUUGGUCUGAGCUCCCUGAGGUCCGGCCAAUGAGAGGACUACUUUACACUGAGGGAGAUUGUUAGUGAAUGUGAGAAGAGAGACACACCUGUGGGGUUUGUUGUGUAUUUCAGUUGUCUGAAGAUAUUCUGAAUGUACAUAAAAGAAACGGAAGCUCUUGUUGCGUGAUGCCACAGAGUCUGUGUAUAUAGGAGGGCUCUGCAAUAGAUUACUUUCUGGUUUUUGGUACUCUGUCUUUAGGGAUCGGGGGAUGGGGUUAACAGAUAUUUUCGUUAAGAGUUACAAAAAUAUUUGCACACUAUAUUUUGAUUGUUUUUUGUACCAAAGACACAUGCAACGAAAUGGCGAACAGCCAGUUAAAGUAAGGUUUUGCACAGCUUACCUGACGCCGUAUUGAAUGUAAGAAAUGUGGGAGGGUCAGGGAACUUCAUUGAACUGUGAAAUUAGCUUGGGUCCAAUUCUGUACAGAAAAGGAACAUUCAUUCAUUCUUUUUUUUUUGAAUCUAGAAGUUAAUCCCAUCGACGGGCUUCUUCAGUAGAUUUGUCGCUUAGCAAAGCACUUCAUUCCUGAACGGAUUCCUCCCUCCACAUGCUAAAUGUGUUCAUGGCGCUUUUUAGGACAGAGAACUAAGAGCGCUGGUAGAUAAGCUAUGUUACAUAUUUUUUUUUCUUGUUUGUCAAAAUGUCACCAACAAUAACCAAAAUGUUUUGUUGUGUCACUUGUUUUGAUUUUUCUGUAUGUAGACGAGGUCUAGUUCAUUGACAUAAUAUUAACUGAAUUGUGUUCUAAGUACUGUAUAUAGAAACAUUAAUGAUAUAUAUCUAUCGAUGGUGAAACGCCACUUUUCAUGACAACUGAUUCAUUUUUAAACAUGACACAUUUCUAAAGCCUACCCUUGCAUCCAGAACGUUAGAGGAAAAAACACAAAAGCCAAAAAAAAAAGUUCUUGUUAUAUUUUUGUACUUUAGCUGCCUGCUAGCUUUCCUGACGGAUCGUUGGUCAGAUUUUCUCCCUGUGGAGAGAAGGAGGAGAGAAAGGUCUUACAGAGCAGUCUGAUAGUUUGACCUCGGGUCUCAUUCGCUGGCUGAGUGACAUGCAGGUAAUCUGGACUGGAUUUAUUUCAAACACAAUGCAGUGAAGCUCUGGUCUAGUUUAAACGUCUAUAAAGAGAACCAGGACACACACGGGGAUGUGUUCAGAAGCAUGAGGAUGUAGGAGCAGAUGAGGAAGAGGUGUUACUACAGGUGCAAGCCAAAGCCAUUAUAAUUUGUUCCCAGGUUGAUCUGGAUUCAGCACUGUGUAUUUCCACUUUUGAUUUUAACACAUAUUUACUUCUUAACCACGGAGGCGGUUGAAUUUCGUGUGUCCUGGGAUUGACGCAGCCGCCUUUGAGGUGACAUAGCUGAAUGUUAUCCUGCCUGGUCUCGCCUCUGGUCCUCAGCUUACAUCCAUCCUCGUGGGCAGAAUAAUUCAGAUCAUAGAGUUCAAAUGUCCGACCCACAAAUGGACAGUGCGUCCACAACCCCCUCAGAAAUAAAAACAAACUGCAUGAUGCCUGUAUGCUUGCCUCCGUGCUGUGCCUUCAGAGGAGACGCUGCCAAUCCCAGGAACUCUCCAAUUCAACCGCACUCGACUUGGUUAGCAGGAAAAUACAAAGAGUUAGUGCUUGGCGAGGCUGAAUUCAGGUUAGUUAAGAUGAAAAAAUCCUCCUUCACUGAAUGAACUCUGACGAUGGUGGUGCAGACCUGCAGCCUGUCUGUAUCAUGUGAUUGAAUAAUAGCCAGUGCUCCACACACACAUAUAUAAAUAUAUAUAUUUUUACUGUUUCUGUUCCGUCUAAAAAGGGAGAAAUGGUGCUUUUUCUGAAACUAGAAUGAGGAGUUUCCAUGAUUCUUAUUUUAGUCUAGUUGUAGCCUAAUGACUUGCUCCCCCCGACCGUCCAUAGCUAUUUUCUUAGUAGUGAUUCAUUUUGUAAAUAGACUACAUAAGUUAAUAUGUAUCUUCUAAAUGUUAGAUAUAUGUAUAGAAUACUCUAUCUUAUAUGUUUGAAAACAAAAGCACUUUGUCCAAAAAAGGAAAAAAAAAAUUAAAAAGAAAAGCAUUUUUUUCUUCCAUUUGCUGCUAAAGGCCUGGUGUGAAUGCUGCAAGUGUACUUGACGACUACUUGCUAGGAUAGGUUUAUGACCUGACUCGGGUCGGGUCUGUAAACAAGCAAGCAAUCGUUGGAGCCAUGUGAUGAUAUGAGGUAUUGAAUGGGAGCAUAUCAUUGCUUGGCUGUGAGGAGUUUGGUGUCUUGACAGGAUAGGUCUAUUUCCUGGUCAGGGGGAUAGCGUGAUUGUGGUCUUAAAAAAAAAGAGAGGGUUUUGAUUCCAGGGCCCCUACGUUGAUCCUGAUGCUGACCCCCUUGGCUUCAUGAUUAAUUGCCUUCAGUAGAGGUUUCCUAUGGAAAAACUGAUUCUGCUUUGGCUUCCUCUUCAGGGUGAUGUACAGUGUAGACACAUUUCUCCAGAGAGCUAUAUUGUUAUCAUUUGUAAACUGAUUUCUACUUGUGACUUAAUGAGGAGGGGUUUAGCCCGGGGCGGCCCGGAAGAGCCCAUUUGAAUAUGCUGUUCCAGGUCGCCUUAGGGGGAAGUUACUAUAUCACUGUACUGUAUGGCAAGCCAAUUACAAAUGGAGACUCAAUCCGGACACUUAUUGCCUUCUUAAACAACUUUUCAUAACACACAAACAAAAAUAAUAACACGGCAGACGUGUCGGGUCUCAAGGGAUCUUCCUGAGAUUGAUGGCAUGAUCAUUCUGCGUGUAUACGGACAACAACAACAACAACAACAACAACAACAACAAACCAUUCAGCCUGAUUGGCUCAAAACAACCUUGACUGAAGAGCAGGCGCGGUGAAAAUAAAUCUGAAAAAUUGCUUCAAAUUUGGACGGCUUGUGCUCAGUUUGAUCAACAUUUGAAGCAUCGUUUCAGCUGAGGUUUCUGCCCAGGUCUGAUUAGGGGGUCGACGGCGGCGGUGAAAGGGCCGCUGGUCGACCGGCAGUAGAUGGGCUUAUGAGAAGGAGGAGUGUGUGUUUUGAUGCUGAUCACGAGGCUGGUUCAAGAUAGAGUCCUCACAGGUUUUUACAUUUAACAUGAUAGGCGCAAGCUGUGCAACUUUACAUUCAAACCAGGAGACUCUGUGGCAUUUUAACAGUUGAGGAGUGAGUGAAAAAUCCACGCCAGUAAAACUAUUCCUUCUACUUUUUAUUUCUGAUGACGUUAAUCCUAUACAGUCAACUAUUAAGCUAAUAGAGUGUGUGACUUUGUGCUACUCUUGUCCAAUAAAAGCUAAGUGGAUCCAUAAAGCUCUUCUUCAGCAAAUCAGGGUAAUAUCGUUCUUCUAUCUGACAUAUGUGAUGACAUAUAAAAUCAAAAGAAAGUAUAUUUAUGUAUUCCAAUUAUUGUCGCCAUUCUUUACUCUGUACAAAAUAUUUUAUGUGCGUGCGUGUGUGUGUGCGUGUGUGUUAUGAUAAAUGUCAAUCAUUAUAGUGCAAUGCUCUCUACAAGAACUGAAAACAGGCCAACAGACUUGUCACAGAUUUCCAGCUUCAAACAAAAAAACACAACUUUUAAAACAAACGUCCUCUCACCAACGAAUUAGAUUCUGAUUCCUCGCCUGGGAUUCGUCACAUGGUGCUGAUUACUUUUCAUUACAUCAGAUUUAACCCCCAGAUUGAAAAUGGCAUCAGAUCUAUUCAUGAGUAACAUUGAUUGUGUGAUUAUUGUUCCCCAGACUGUCCCUGUUGGACCAAUCAGAGGAAGAUUCACACUCAAGUCUUUCUCUCAGCAGCAGCAACAGACUGCUGGUUUCUGUGUUACUGACCUGUUGUGAUCAUUGUUGUUCAGCAUUACAUUAUUUCUUCUGUAAAAAGCCAGACUCUUCGAUUUUAUGUUACUGCCUGAAGUCAGAGUGGAACACAAUAUUGCCCACGUCUUCUAAAUAAAUACACGUACUCUGGUGUUUAAAAAAAAACAUGGUCCGUCAUUAUUUACAGAGCAGAUACUCAGACCUCCCGAGGGAAUACUUGGUAAUGCUUUUUUAGCAUCUCUGUGAUUUUCUGAUUAUUUAAAAGAAAGACAGAUCAGGAAAAAUUUAAAAAGUGGUGUUACAUUUUAUUUCCAGUUAAUCGGAUCCCAUUUACAACAAGCGGGUCAGCUACUACUGCUAAACAAAUCCCAUUUAUUAACAGGCAACAUAUGAAUCAACAUCAAAAGUAAAUAAAGUUUAUAUUUUUAUAAAUAUUUGCUUGUUUUUUAUUUAUAUUUAUGUUUUUGACUAUUAUAAAAUUACUAUCAGACAGAGAAAAGGUGCUGCAUGUAGUAACGACCCCUCAGAUCAUUUAUAACACCCUCACCCGUCAUUCAAAAUUCAAAAAACAGAUUUUCAGCCCCUGAAAAUAUUUGAAUUUAACACAAAUACUUUUCCUUUAAGUCGUUUUUGAACUGAUGUAUCAUGAGGCAUGAUAAUUGUAUAUAUUUCUUAAUGAAAAUCUAGUGCAGUGCUAGUUGUUAUUAAGUCAUAUUAGCAUAUCAAGCUAGCGUACGUUUCAAAUGUUGCAUAAGCAUGAAGUAUUUAAAAAUUCACGCUGUGUUCUUGUCCUGCAGAAAUAUCUGUGUGAUGUGUGUUCAAAGUUAAGUGAACAUUUUGGUGCUUUAGUGACUAACAAAGUAGAUUUCACAGAAGGUGGAGGAGACCAAAAUCAGAGCUAAAAAGAUCAGCAACUUAUGUUUAACAAUGAAUGAGUAAAGGUCAGCCUUAAAUAUUCAGAUUUGUUCUCAUCAGGAGCUUAUUGGUAAAUCACAGAUCUAUGAGAAAAGUGAUAUCAAAUAUUAUUAGCGAUAUACAAAUUCAUUUGAACAAAACAACAACCUCUCGCUGGAUGUGAUGUCAGAUCUCAGAGUCUGGUUUUGAGUCUCUUUUCGAGGCUUUUCAAAUGUUUCCUGUCUUGUUUGAAUCCAUGUGGGCUGCCCCCUCGUCCAAACGCCUCGUCUUCGGAGGCCGUGUGCUUACUACCCUCUGCGUUCUCUCCCCCGUGUCUCGACGACACGCCAGUAAUGUACUCUGUGAUGAAAUAUACAGUGAGAACACUGCAUGCUGCAUAGCACUGAGAGAAACAAGUGAUCUCUGCAUAUUUGGAAAAAAAAACGUGGCGUCAUAAAGUUAACUCACUGUACUCUCAGUUGAAUGAUUUCAUACUUGCUGCUAAUGAAUGAGCACAAAGAGACUUUAGAUUUUGGUUAAGCGUGUCUACAACACAAAUACAGUAUAACAAUAACACACAACCCCCGUUUCUCUCCACACUCUUUUCCUACAACAGUCAAACGACCAACAGUGUUACUCACCUUGAACUUGGGUUUAUACUUUUAACCAGAAAAAAAAACAUACUUUGAAUAUGAUGCCUGCUGAACCAGGUGCCUUAAUCAAUUAUAUGAGAACAUAAAUCUGCACCUUCUGUCAGUCUGGAGGGGGUUUCCCGACAGAAACAAGGGGCUGGGUUUCCCAAAACCGACACUUCAAGUACAAAUGAAAGUCUUAUUGUCCCCAAAGUCAUAUGUUUUAUAAACUGAUCCGCCUUCACAGCAGAUACGAGCUGUUUAUUGUAAUAUGCAUUGUAAGGAAUUCCCUUUUGAAGCAUCACUGAAGAAGAGCAUACGUGACAACUUGUUGUUUUGGGAAACCUGGUUCUGUUUUUAGCUCUUUCUCUGCCCACUAUGCCACGUUAUUGUGUUUUCUGUAUCGGCUGCUAUUGCUGCUAUCACCGCUGGUGUGUCCGUAGAAGAGCAAACUUCCACUGUGUCUGAGGCAGAGGGAGACUUGGGCCUGCUUUUUACCUUAAGAAUUGAAAAUGCAUCUUCUUCUUUGGUUUCGACAUGGAGCCACUUGAGACUUUUUAGAGAAAGACAAAAAAACAAAACAAAAAACAUACUUUCCAUUUCUUAACUUUGCUAUUAUGAAGUGCCAGACCCUCCUUGAAGUCAGUGUUGGCACUGAGUCGCAGGUUGCGAAUGAAGCGACAAACUGAGCGUGGAGGUAAACUGUGGUGCUAAUCUGUCUGUGGCUGGGUGCUAACAUGGCUGUGUUCACAAGCUGUAUUAGCCAUAUUAUUCCUUCUGUUGAUGACUCGGGUCAGUCUUGUGUUUCUGACUGCUGCACUGCUGUACGCUGACAUGGCGAGGUAUAACUGCUGCUUUGCUGAUGAAUGUAGAUUAGUCUUCCUCAGCAGGAUCAUUCAGACAGGUGUGAGUGUCUGGUGGAGAUUUUCCUGUUGUUCUAUUUCCUUCUUUUUGUUUGACACACAGAGGAAGCCUCUUGUCGUCUGAUCCCAGAAAGAUCAUGAAUGUUGUAUCUUUAUAAGGCCGCUGUCCAGGUUGUGUGUUAAAACUUUAUUUUGAAUAAUAUUAUGGUUGAAUAUUUAUGCUUUGACUCUGUCAAAUGUUGCUUGUUUGAAAAAAAAAAUCUCAAAAUUAUUUGUAUUUUUUUGCCUUUUUUCCAGAUCCCACUUUCUAUAGCAUUGGUUUGAUAUUUAUGUAUUUUGUCCUUUGAAUUAAUGUGUUAAAUUGUUAAAACUAGACUUUAUAGCUUUUCCACUGGUGCAGGCUUCACCAGGCGUCAGAGGCUUUACAUGAGGCUCACAGACAUGAAUCACUGUCAGGAUGAAACCAGAUAUUUUUACAUGAUUCCCUGAUUACCUGACAAGAACUCCUUAUAAUCUAUUCAUAUUAUAUCGCUCAUAUUUAUUGUGUACGUCAAUAUGUAAUAAAAGUAAUAUUUUUAUACAAUCCUGCCACUACACCCCAGAGCUAAUCAAUACAAAGACGAGAAUGUAAAUGAUUUAAAGAUGGAUAAGUUAGAGACAUUAUCCAUGAGACACACCCACUCAAAAUUAGUUAUAUUACUUAUUAUUAUAAGUCUAAAAAUAACUAAGUAAAUCAGGUAAAUGUGUCAUUUUUUGCAAAAACCUGCAAAAUACCUGCAGGUAAAAUAACAAAGCACCUUAAAAUAUUUACUCAACAGAUAACAAAUACUUCAACUUUAUAAAAAAGCACUUAUUUGUCUAUUUUCCAAGUGUUGGCUAAGAAGCUGAACAGCUUUCAAAUGUUUUUUUCUCAAUAAAUAAGCUAUAACCAGUUAGCUUAGCUUAGUUUAGCUUAGCAUAAAGACUGGAAACAAAGGGAAAGCUAGCGUGGCUCUGUCCAAUUAAAGAAACAUCCACCAACCAACCAUUCUAAAGCUCCCUGGUUGUUGUGUUUUAUCAUUUUAUUAUAUAUAUUUUAUUUUUUAUUUAACUUGUACAUAACUAAACUUAAAGGAUUAUUUUACUGUGUUUUAGUGAGAGGCUCCUGUGAGUCCUGUUGUUGUCUGUGAUGAACUCAAAGAAAAAUGAUGUGAUUAGGUCAGGAUUUUUGGGAUGUGUGGUCCCAGAAUUUUGCAACAACCCUCAUUGUCCCACAGGGAAGUUAAAUGUCACUACACUAACAGGCCAAUUCAAAAAAUGGACAAAGUAGAACAAAAGUCUAAGAAAAUAAAAAAUCAGACUACCUUUGUACAUAUAUUUCUGUUUCCUGUGCUGCUAUAAAUCAACCUGCUACCACUGAUACAGUCAUUAAUCUGGCUUAGUCACCUCAGGGGUCAUGUGACAACAAAGAAAAGUGGAAACAGAUCAUAUUUGCACGGUUUUAUUUAAAAUAUAAUCACUAUUUUUCAUUUAAAAUAUGCUAUUGUUUUUUGAAGGCAAUUCAUGACCCCUCUAUCAGUAUUUCGUGACCAUCUACUUUGGGUAAAAAAAAUGUUAAGAAAAAUGUUAAAAAAUGUUAAAAACAGGAUGGAUCUUGAUUUUAAUUGGGUAAUUAGAAGAUUUAAAUUCUAAAAGUGUUUGUCCAUUCAAACAUAUUUUACAUUCCUUAAGUAUGUUAUCAAAAUCUGUUUAUAAAAUUGCAGAAAACACUCCACACUUUACCUUUCUUCAGAAUCCUGUUUAUAUCAUGAGUUACCUUCUUUGUAUCACGUUGUCCCGUAUUAUUCAGGGUGAUCACUUCAGAUCUGCAGUUCCAUCGUGGCUCUGAGUAGUCUUUGUCUGUGAGGCUCAUGAAGUGUUCUGUCAUUGGAGGUUUACGGCGUCAGAAGGGGAAUUUCACCUUUUUUCACACAGCAGCCAUUUUUGUCCGAUGUCAUGCUCAUGAUGAGAAGCUCGGAUAUGAGUGUACUUUUGUACGACUGUAUUACAGUUUGUAAGUCUUACUAAUGAGGGAAAUCUUACAACUGUUAUCGUUUCACUGGUUUGCAUUAAAAGACGACUGAUAAUGAAAAUCUGGACACAUCUAAGUCCAAAACAACAAGUUUGAUAAGCUACUAGCUUAAAACACCUGAUAGCACUUACUUGCUAGCUAACAUUACACUGGCUAAAAGGUAAAUUCCUUGCAAAGAUAAGGCUAGCUAAGUAGUGAGGUCCUAUUUGACAUUUAGUUAGCUCAGAAGUAAAUUCUGUGCUAGCUUGACAGCAUCUUAGAAACAACUUCCUGCUUAACUUUACAUUAGCCGAGAGGAAGACUAGCUAGCUAAGUAGUGCAGUCCUAUUUGACAUUUAGUUAGCUCAGAAGUAAAUUCUGUGCUAGCUUGACAGCAGCUUAGAAACAACAUCUACUUAACUUUACAUUAGCUGAGAAGAAAACUAGCUAGCUAAGUAGUGCAGUCCUUUCUGACAUUGAGUUAGCUCAGAAGUAAAUUCUGUGCUAGCUUGACAGCAGCCUAGAAACAACUUCCUGCUUAACUUUACAUUAGCUGAGAAGAAGAUGCUAGCUAAGUAGUGCAGUCCUUUCUGACAUUGAGUUAGCUCAGAAGUAAAUUCUGUGCUAGCUUGACAGCAGCCUAGAAACAACUUCCUGCUUAACUUUACAUUAGCUGAGAAGAAGACGCUAGCUAACAUUAUGCUAGCGCAGAAGUAAAUACCCUACCCACCUGAUAUCAGCUUUGAAAGAAAUGCCUUACUAGCAUUAAAAUAUCUACAAAGUGAACUCUUUCCUAAGUUAAAAUUAUGUUAGCUAGGAUUUAAAUAAUUCAACCAAACAUUGAUAUUAGCUUUUAGGCACUAAUUAGCUAAUGGGCAUAUUAGCUAGCAAGUGCCUGAAUGCUAGAAGUAACACACAAAUAUUGUCGCUGUCCGUUGUCUUUGUCGUGGCACAUCAUUUAGGAAGCAGUGAAAUAAUUGUGAACGUCAGAUAGCCUGAGUUUAUAGGAUCUACAAUCUGUAAUACAGCGGUGUAACUUUACAGAAGUGUUUCUGAUUAUGACCUCGGAUGAAAAAAAGCCUCUCAGUGUAAACAUGGUUGGAAAGAGAACCUCGCCUUGACACAACUCUAAUUUUCUCCUGACUCUGAGGAUCAGGCGCUCCACAGCGUUGGGGCUCAGGUUUGGAGUUUAAUGUUGCUGACAACAUAAAAAAUAAUUGAUGAGUUUUCUGGGAAAACUUCACCACCGCGCCAGAGAUGCCCCCUCCUUCCUUCCCUCCCUCCCUCCUUCCCUUCCCUUCCUUCCUUUUCUUCAGGGUGCUGUAUUUUUAUUUUUUUAUCUUUUUAUCAGAAGAGCUUUGAUUUGCAGUCAUCUUGUCAGGGAGCUCCUGAGAUUAGCCAGGGGCCACCUAGUAAAGGCUGGUGGGCAGAGACCCCUCACCCUCUCCUACAAUCAAAGAUGAUGAGGAAGAAGGGGUUCGUUUCCUCUCCUGCAGACUGAUCUUAUUGAAACAAACGACAACAUCACAUCCUAAAUAAUAACAAAGAAACCCUCUUUUCUACCCGCUCUAUCUACACACUCAUCGUCCAACACUGCAACGAUUGGCCUCCCUCCAGACUUGCCAAAAUGCAUGGAGUGAGAGAAUUUAACAAAAAGAAAAAGUAAAUCUUAAACAUCUUUUCUGUGUCUUUUUCUUUUUUGAUUUCGAUGAUAAAAACACAUAAUUUAAGACGAUUUUUAUUUAGGAAAUCCAUACAAGUCCAAACAUGUAGAGGAUGUGUGAGGUAUCGGUCACCCUGAGCUUCACAGCUACAUGCCAUCGUUCUGAUGCUUCUGGUCUUGUAUGGUAACUUAUUUGAUUAGAUCAACAGCAUGGGAUCUCUCUGUAGUUAGUCCUGUGUGUGUUCCUCUCCCCAGUCUCAGUAGGAAGACUGUUCUCCAUUGCUAAGUGCUCUAUAAUAGAUCUCUUGGUGAUUCUAAUUUCAUAAAGAAGCAAAACCUGCAGAAAGUAAAGUAUCCUGCUGAAACUAACUUGAUCCUCUCUUUAGCAAUGAAGUCUAUAUUUGUAGUUCACAUAUAUGCCUGUUCAAAUACAAUAUCUUGACAGUUGUUAUAUUUAUGUUGUGUAAUAAAUGUUGUGCUGGGUUUUGCUUUUGGUUUAUCUAACUGUCUUUUUGUUUUACAUUGUAUUUUAUUUCUCUUGGAGGCACAGUGGGUGGCUUUAUGCACAAGCAAGGAAAUCUAAAAGAGUUUUGAUUCUUUUUUCUUUUUUUGAUUUGUACUGUAAGGACUCAUUAAGUUUCAGAGCUUCAGAUAGUUUUUGUCUCUGGCUGCUCGACAUCCUGCGGACACCUGCCCUGAAACUCUGUUGUGUUUUUCGUGCCUCUUUCUCUGUUUUUCUUUCUUUUCUUAUUUUUUAAAAUCAUUCUUUCUCUGUUGUAUCAGCCAGGAGUUGAUACUACAGCUCUGCUUGUAACCACAGUAGUCUGAUUAUGUUUAUUGAUUUUAAUAUGAAAACAAUAAAACCAUUAGCACCCCAA
This is a messenger RNA of Notolabrus celidotus (New Zealand spotty), 14664 nucleotides long. RefSeq names its product creb3 regulatory factor (gene crebrf). Gene Ontology annotation, biological process: regulation of transcription by RNA polymerase II; response to unfolded protein. Gene Ontology annotation, cellular component: nucleus. Lineage: Eukaryota; Metazoa; Chordata; Actinopteri; Labriformes; Labridae. The record is from RefSeq and is a predicted model, not a curated record. The transcript has 10 exons. Gene Ontology annotation, molecular function: RNA polymerase II transcription regulatory region sequence-specific DNA binding; DNA-binding transcription factor activity, RNA polymerase II-specific. The coding region runs from base 395 to 2572 and encodes 725 amino acids.